Messenger RNA from Phoenix dactylifera (date palm), 5475 nucleotides. Its product is annotated as E3 ubiquitin-protein ligase KEG-like. Gene Ontology annotation, cellular component: trans-Golgi network; early endosome. NCBI's taxonomy places the organism in Eukaryota, Viridiplantae, Streptophyta, Magnoliopsida, Arecales, Arecaceae. Gene Ontology annotation, molecular function: ubiquitin-protein transferase activity; protein kinase activity; ATP binding. The record is from RefSeq and is a predicted model, not a curated record. Gene Ontology annotation, biological process: protein phosphorylation; protein ubiquitination; defense response.
GGGGGGGGGGGUGGGGGGGAAGAAGAGAAGAGAUGAAGGUGCCGUGCUGUUCGGUGUGCCACAGCCGGUACGACGAGGAGGAGCGGGUGCCGCUGCUGCUGCACUGCGGGCAUGGCUUCUGCAAGGCGUGCCUGUCUCGGAUGUUCGCCGCCUCUACCGACACCUCCCUCUCCUGCCCCCGCUGCCGCCACCCCACCGUCGUCGGCAACAGCGUCCACGCCCUCCGCAAGAACUUCCCCAUCCUCUCCCUCCUCACAUCCUCCCCCUCCUUCGACUGCGACUUCACCGACGACGGCGACGAUGAUCAAGAAGACGGCGGCGACUUUGACGACGAUGACGAGGAGGACUACGUAGGAUCGCGCAGCCGGAGAAGGCGGAACCGCUUGUCCCGCCCCUCCGUCUCCGGCUGCUGCUUCGCCAACGGCGGCACCGGUGCUACAAGCUGCGCUGUCGACCUCGUGACCCACCAGGACCUCAAGCUUCUCAAGCGGCUCGGGGAGGGCCGCAGGGCCGGGCACGAGAUGUGGUCCGCCGUGCUCUCCAGAAGCUCCUCGUCAUCGUCCUCCUCCUCUUCAGCCUCUUCCGCCGCCGGCACUGUCUCUGGGAGGUGCCGGCACCAGAUGGCGGUGAAGAAGGUCGCGAUCACCGAUGAUAUGGAUGUGGUGUGGGUGCAGAGCCAGCUCGAGAGCCUGCGCCGGGCCUCAAUGUGGUGCAGGAAUGUGUGCACCUUCCAUGGGGCAACCAGGAUGAAUGGGCAUCUAUGCCUUGUAAUGGACAGGUAUAAUAGCUCUAUAAAGUCCGUGAUGGAGCAGAACAACGGCCGCCUCACAUUGGAGCAGAUCCUUAGGUAUGGAGCAGAUAUUGCUCGUGGAGUGGCAGAACUUCAUGCAGCCGGUAUUGUUUGUAUGAGUCUAAAGCCAUCCAAUCUUCUUUUGGAUGGAAAUGGCCGUGCAGUGGUCUCUGAUUAUGGGCUUUCAGCAAUUCUUAAGAAACCUUCAUGUCGAAAAGCUGGAUCUUCUCCUGAGGAAUGCUCUUCAAGUGUGCAUAUGUGUAUGGAUUGUACAAUGUUGAGCCCACAUUAUACAGCUCCAGAGGUAUGGGAGCCAUUAAAGAAGCCAUUAAAUCUAUUUUGGGAUGAUGCAAUUGGCGUAUCUUUGGAGUCAGAUGCAUGGAGUUUUGGAUGUACGCUUGUUGAGAUGUGCACUGGUUCGGUUCCAUGGGCCAGAUUAAGUGCAGAGGAAAUUUACCGAGCUGUUUUCAGGGCUCGUAGGCUGCCUCCUCAAUAUGCAAGUGUAGUAGGUGUUGGUAUUCCUAGGGAAUUGUGGAAGAUGAUUGGUGAUUGCUUACAGUUCAAAGCUUCAAAGAGACCAACUUUCCAGGCAAUGCUAGCAAUAUUUCUUCGGCAUCUGCAAGAAAUACCUAGGAGCCCUCCUGCAAGUCCGGAUAAUGAUUUCACAAAGGUUUCUUCAACGAAUGCCGCAGAACCAUUCCCAACAUCUGUUCUUGAGGUUUUUCAGGAUAAUUCAAAUGUUUUACAUCGACUGGUAUCUGAAGGCAAUAUUAUCGGUGUUAGGGAUCUGCUUGCAAAGGCUGCAUCAGAGAGAAAAAGCAACUCAAUUUGUUCUCUUUUAGAAGCACAGGAUGCUGAAGGCCAUACUGCUUUGCAUUUAGCGUGUAGGCGAGGCUCUGUAGAACUAGUAGAAACUAUAUUGGCAUACAAAGAGGCUGAUGUGGAUAUCUUAGAUAAAGAUGGUGACCCCCCUAUUGUGUUUGCUCUAGCUGCUGGCUCUCCAGAAUGUGUUCGUGCUCUCGUCAAUAGAUCUGCUAAUGUUAGUUCUAGGCUGAGAGGGGGCGGGGGUCCAUUUGUCACUCAUGUUUGUGCUUUCCAUGGCCAGCCUGAAUGCAUGCAGGAAUUACUGUUAGCAGGUGCUGAUCCCAAUGCGGUGGAUGGUGAAGGUGAAUCUGUGCUUCAUACAGCCAUAGCUAAAAGAUAUACUGAGUGUGCUAUUGUUAUUUUGGAAAAUGGAGGCUGCAGAUCAAUGAGUUUUUGUAAUGCACAAAGAAAAACGCCUCUACAUUUGUGCGUUGAGACAUGGAAUAUGGCUGUGGUGAAGAGAUGGGUGGAGGUUGCAUCACAAGAAGUGAUAGAUGAAGCAAUUGACAUACCAGGUCCAAAUGGAACAGCAUUGUGCAUGGCCGCAGCUUUAAAAAAAGAUCAUGAAAUCGAGGGCCGAGAAUUGGUAAGGAUAUUACUUGCUGCAGGUGCAGAUCCAACAGCUCAAGAUGAAGUGAAUUUCCGAACAGCUCUGCAUACAGCUGCAAUGAUUAAUGAUGCAGAGUUAGUGAACAUUAUUCUGAAAGCUGGAGUUGAUGUCAAUGUUAGAAAUGCACAAAAUACGAUACCUCUGCAUGUUGCAUUGAACAGAGGUGCAAACGCAUGUGUUGGUUUGCUGUUGUCUGCUGGAGGAGACUGUAAUUUGCAGGAUGACGAUGGUGAUAAUGCUUUUCAUAUAGCAGCUGAUGCGGCAAAGAUGAUACGUGAAAAUCUUAAUUGGAUUGUUGUUAUGUUGCAACAUCCAUCUCCUGCUGUUGAAGUGCGAAACCACAGGGGCUGGACAUUGCGUGAUUUCCUUGAGACCCUUCCUCGAGAAUGGAUUUCAGAAGACCUGAUGGAAGCACUUGCAGACAAGGGAGUUCAUCUGUCUCCAACCAUAUAUGAAGUUGGAGACUGGGUGAAAUUCAAAAGAAGCGUCAUAAAUCCAGCACAGGGUUGGCAAGGUGCAAGCCACAAGGGUGUAGGCUUUGUCCAGGCAAUUAUGGACAACAACAACCUUCUUGUGUCAUUUUGCUCUGGAGAGGCUCGUGUUCUGGCAAGUGAAGUCAUAAAAUUGGUUCCUUUGAACAGGGGACAACACGUACAGCUAAAAAGUGAUGUUAAAGAACCAAGGUAUGGAUGGCGUGGUCAAUCGCGAGAUAGCAUAGGAACAGUUCUCUGUGUUGAUGAUGAUGGGAUACUACGGGUUGGUUUUCCUGGAGCAUCUAGGGGUUGGAGAGCUGAUCCUGCAGAGAUGGAAAGAGUUGAAGAAUUUAGGGUUGGUGACUGGGUCCGAGUUCGCCCUGCACUGACAGCUGCUAUACAUGGUAUGGAAGCUGUAACUCCUGGAAGCAUUGGGAUAGUGCAUUCCAUCAGACCAGAUAGUAGCCUUCUGCUGGGCCUUUGCUACUUGCCCAAUCCAUGGCAUUGUGAACCUGAAGAAGUCGAACCUGUUGAACCAUUUAGGAUUGGUGAUCAAGUAUGUGUAAAGAGAUCUGUUGCAGAGCCUAAGUAUGGUUGGGGUGGUGAGACACAUCACAGUGUAGGAAAAAUUAUAGAUAUAGAGUGUGAUGGUCUCCUUGUAGUUGACAUUCCAGAUCGAUCAACUACAUGGCAAGCUGAUCCUUCUGAUAUGGAAAAGGUCGAAAAUUUUAAGGUGGGUGACUGGGUUAGAGUCAAAGCUUUUGUACCAUCUCCAAAAUAUGGAUGGGAAGAUGUCACACGAAAUAGUAUUGGAAUAAUCCAUAGUCUAGAAGAUGGCAGUGAUAUGGGUGUUGCCUUCUGCUUUAGGAGCAAGCCUUUUGCUUGUUCAGUGGCAGACAUGGAGAAGGUGCAGCCAUUUGAAGUAGGUCAAAAAAUUCAUGUGAUGCCAUCUAUAUCUCAGCCGCGACUUGGAUGGUCAAACGAGUCUGCUGCAACUAUUGGGACAAUAUCACGAAUAGACAUGGAUGGAACUUUGAAUGUUAGGGUGGCCGGCAGAAGUAGUUUGUGGAAAGUUGCUCCAGGUGAUGUUGAGAGACUUUCAGGCUUUGAAGUUGGAGACUGGGUGCGUCUGAAGCCAAGUCUCGGGGCUAGACCCACAUAUGACUGGAACAGCAUUGGAAGAGAAAGUAUAGCUGUGGUACACAGCAUACAAGACUCUGGAUACUUGGAGUUGGCUGGCUGUUUUAGGAAAGGAAAAUGGGUAACUCAUUAUAUGGAUGUGGAGAAGGUUCCGUGUUUGAAAGUUGGUCAGCAUGUUCGGUUUCGCACUGGACUACUUGAGCCAAGAUGGGGAUGGAGAGAUGCUCGGCCUGAUUCUAGAGGUAUCAUAACUGGUGUGCAUGCCGAUGGAGAAGUGCGAGUGGCCUUUUUUGGCAUGCCGGGGUUAUGGAGAGGAGACCCCGCAGACUUUGAGGAGGAGGAAAUGUUUGAGGUUGGGGAAUGGGUGCAGCUCAGGGAGCAUGCGAACAGCUGGAAGUCCCUGAAACCUGGAAGCAUUGGUAUUGUUCAUGGAAUUGGGUACGAAGGCAAUGCAUGGGAUGGAACUGUGCAUGUUGCAUUUUGCGGUGAGCAGGAAAGGUGGGUGGGACCAACUAACCAGCUUGAAAGAGUAGAUAGGCUUGUUGCGGGACAGCAGGUUAGGAUAAAGAAAUCUGUGAAGCAACCCAGAUUUGGGUGGUCAAAUCACAGUCAUGCAAGCAUAGGAACAAUAUCAUCUAUAGACGCAGAUGGAAAGCUAAGAAUAUAUACACCAGCAGGAUCCAAGGCAUGGAUGAUAGACCCUGCAGAAGUGGACAGAGUGGGGGAAGAAGAAGAAGUGCGUGUUGGAGACUGGGUAAAGGUGAGAGAAACUGUUACGACACCAACAUACCAGUGGGGUGAUGUAAGCCAUGUCAGCAUCGGGGUAGUGCACAAGAUAGAGGAUGGGGAACUUCGGGUUGCCUUUUGUUUCAACGAAAGACUAUGGGUGUGCAAAGAGUGGGAGGUGGAAAAGGUUCGAGCAUUCAAGGUGGGUGACAAGGUAAGGAUAAGACCAGGCCUAAUAAUGCCGAGGUGGGGAUGGGGCAUGGAGACAUUUGCAAGUAAAGGUGAGGUGAUGGGAGUGGAUGCUAACGGGAAGCUACGGAUCAAGUUCAAGUGGAGGGAUGGAAGGUUGUGGAUAGGGGAUCCGGCUGAUAUUGUUCUUGAUGAAGGUUCAGACACAACCAACACCAUCGAUGAGUGCUACUCAUAGGGAUUCAGCAAUUCUUUAACUCUUAUUUGUUUAGCUGUCACAAGUAAUUCAGCUGCUGUAUUCUCGACCUUGGUCUUGUUUUCAAGGUUCCUGGCACAUCUAUCAGCUCAUGGCCACCAAGACAUUGUUUGUGGCUAUGAGGAGAAGAAAGCUGGUUUUUCUUCAUGAAGGUUUAGGGGUCGAGUGUGUCGGCUGGUCUGUAUUCACAUAGUUAUCCAUGAGAGUUUAUUACCAUUUGACUAUAUCAUACUAAUGUACAGGUUAUUAGACCUGGGUGUUAAAUUGAAAUGCUCCCUUGUAUUUCGUUUUUCAAAAAUCCUGUGGUGGUAUAUAGUUUUCUUUAGAUGUCAGUUUUUCAUUCAUUACUUUUGAUUGUAAACAUGGUGUAUAUUGUAGCUUUGUAUCAGUCUUUUUUUUUAUAUUUAAUUCUGGUUAUAUUGGGAUA